This is a messenger RNA of Colletotrichum orchidophilum, 513 nucleotides long. Its product is annotated as L-asparaginase. The record is from RefSeq and is a predicted model, not a curated record. Gene Ontology annotation, biological process: amino acid metabolic process. Bases 1 to 513 code for a protein of 170 amino acids. Lineage: Eukaryota; Fungi; Ascomycota; Sordariomycetes; Glomerellales; Glomerellaceae. The transcript is spliced from 3 exons.
AUGGGAAUUGUUCUCAUCGCCUCGGCCACAGUUAUGUAUGCUCAAAACAAAGUCGUGUCCAAGGCUCACUACAUAGUCCCGCUCCCAGCACACAACAUCCCCUCUACCCGCAAGACAUACUACAACGCCAGCCUCCCCAACAUCACAAUCUUCGCCACGGGUGGCACCAUCGCCAGCUCAGCCUCUUCCAACGCCCAGACGGCAGGUCACCAAGCCGGGGCCCAUGGAAGCAAUGAGAAUUUCCACGGCGCCGAUGUCCUCAUCCUCCCCGAGGUUGACAUCUUCUUUGGCCAUCAGGCCCUCAACCCGGCUCUCGCGACUGCCGCCGUCGCGAGCGGCGCCAAUGGUCUCGUCCUUGCGGGCAUGGGUGCCGAUGGGUGGACCACGCCCGGCCGCAUUGCGCUCAAGGCGAUGGCGCAAGAGAACGGUACGCAGAUUUUCUUCUCCAACUGGACCAUGGGUGUAUUGCUGAAGAUGAUGACGCCCUCAACACGUACGGCGGCUGGAACUUGA